GUCUUCUCUCGACUGUUUUUGAGGCCUUGUGAAAAGGGUACUUGUAGGCGAAGUUUCAUAUAGAGAUAAGGUAUUCAAUGACAGGCUUGGCUUAAUGGAUUCACUAAGAUCUACUACAUAAUUAUAGAAAAACACACAAAAGAGGGAUUAAAGUAGCCAAUCAUGUUGAAGUUGUCCAUCAACAUCCAGACCAUUUUGGUGGGAAUUAGCAUUGGUCUUUUUGUGUACUACGUCAUCAAACGGAUGCGGUAUCGUCUGCCACCUGGACCAUGGUGUAUCCCACUUAUUGGGCAUUAUAAGAUUUAUUCAUCGCCUGAGUUUCACUUAAAAACCGCAGCGCUUGCAAAGGAAUUCGGUCCUAUAAUCCGGCUGUCUGUUGGUCCCCAAACCUGGGUUGUUCUAAAUGACAUCAACUCUGUGCUGGAAGCAAUGGUAACGAAAAAGACCGAUUUUGCUGGAAGACCACAGAUUACAUCAGGUGAUGUGUUUACGGAAGGAGGAAAGGAUAUAACCCUGGCUAAUUAUUCAGCUUCCUGGAAAUUACAUAGGAAAAUAGUCGGAAAGGCCCUAAGGAAUUAUCUUCAAGGGGAUUUAUUGGAAAACAUGAUUCAAGACAAUAUGAAUAAAUUUUUGGACAAGAUGGCCGAAGAGAAAGGACCGUUCGUUUUCAAAGAAUACAUGGAUCUGAUAAUUUUUCAUCAACUGUACACAAUAUGUUUUGGAGAAAAACGUCCUGUAGAUGACCCGGAGGUGAAAAGAUUUAUUAAAUUAGACAAUGAUCUGCUGGAGAAAUUUGGUUCGGGUUUCUUUGAAGACGUAUUUCCCUAUCUGAGACACAUCUUUACGACGGCUAAAUGGAAGAAAAUGCUUGUUUUGACAGAAGAAGUGCUGAACAUUCUCCGGAAGAAUUUGAAAGAACACAAAGAAACUUUCCAGCCAGGAGUCAACAGGGACUUUACAGACAGCAUGCUUAUCGCCAAACAGGAAGCGAAGGAUGAGGGCGAUGAGGCGGCCCUGGAGAUCUUGGAUGACACGCACCUGGUUCAGACAAUAUCUAAUAUCUUCAUUGCGGGGGCAGACACUACUCGUUUCCUUAUUGACUGGUUCGUUUAUUUCAUGACACGAUUUCCGGAAACCCAAGCAAAAUGUCAGGAGGAAAUUGACAGAGUUGUUGGAUCGAAGCAACUUUCAAUGAAGGACAGAGGCAAUUUAGAUUACACCGAGGCCUGUAUAUUUGAGACGAUGCGAAUUUCAAAUUCUGUUGGUUUUGGGAUUCCACACAUGACAGUCUGUGAUUCACAAGUUGGGGGAUACGAUGUUCCAAAAGGCACCACUGUACUUAUCAAUUACUGGGCGCUUCACCAUGACCCUAAACAAUGGAAGGACCCAGAACAAUUUGACCCACAUCGCUUUCUCGAUGAAAACGGCAAAAUGAAACCCACCAAACCAGACAGUUGGCUUCCCUUUUCUGUCGGACGCCGAGUUUGUUUGGGAGAAUCUUUGGCCAAAUCAGACAUCCUACUGAUAUGUGCCAAUCUUCUACAGCGAUUUGAAAUAAGUCUCCCAGAGGGCGUGAAGCCGAAUUUAGAGUGUCAUAUGAAGGGAUUUGGUAUGGAAAUGCCACCUGAUUACAAAAUCGUGGUCAAAGAAAGAUCUGGAUGAUCAAACAUGGUUAUGGACUAGUUUAAUUGUACGUGUACAUUAUUUGCACGAUGUAGGAUGAUGAUGAUUAUUACAUAUGCAAUUUUUUCAAAAGAAAUGUGUUUCUAGCGUCUUUCAUUAUAUUUCUUUCCAAUGAUCUGCAAACGGAUCCUUUUUUGGUUAUAUAACUUCAACUUAAUUUGAAAAACACUAUAACGACCUACACUGUCUGGAAUAGAUAAAUGUACUUUAAGCUCAUUUUGUUGGAACAACUGUUUAAAAAUUACAAGUUCAACAAUUCAUUUUAAAUAUACUUCUCUUUAUAAUUUCAGUGUCUAGCAACGAUCGAUUUUUAUAGAAUAUUCCAUAAAUAAAUACGUUAAAAUCCUUUUCUA
Messenger RNA from Magallana angulata, 2036 nucleotides. Its product is annotated as steroid 17-alpha-hydroxylase/17,20 lyase-like. Lineage: Eukaryota; Metazoa; Mollusca; Bivalvia; Ostreida; Ostreidae. Gene Ontology annotation, biological process: hormone biosynthetic process; progesterone metabolic process. The transcript is spliced from 12 exons. The record is from RefSeq and is a predicted model, not a curated record. The coding region runs from base 163 to 1662 and encodes 499 amino acids. Gene Ontology annotation, molecular function: steroid 17-alpha-monooxygenase activity; heme binding; iron ion binding.